Verruconis gallopava is the source of this 1724-nucleotide messenger RNA. RefSeq lists its product as uncharacterized. The record is from RefSeq and is a predicted model, not a curated record. Gene Ontology annotation, biological process: protein import into peroxisome matrix. NCBI's taxonomy places the organism in Eukaryota, Fungi, Ascomycota, Dothideomycetes, Venturiales, Sympoventuriaceae. The coding region runs from base 98 to 1150 and encodes 350 amino acids. Gene Ontology annotation, molecular function: protein binding. The transcript is spliced from 2 exons. Gene Ontology annotation, cellular component: cytosol; peroxisomal matrix.
GCCGGACCUCACGCUGCUUGCGUCGUUAGAACUUAUUACACAUGUGCACCUGAGAGUGAGCAACACUUUCGACAGUCGUGUGUUAUAUGCCUUCAACAUGCUUGAGUUUCGGACACAAGGCUACCAAGGCUAUAGUGUCAAGUACUCGCCCUUCUUCGACUCGAGAAUUGCCGUGGCUGGAGCUGCGAACUUCGGCUUGGUGGGAAAUGGCAGACUGUACAUACUUGGAUUGACGGCCAACGGAAUUGUUACAGAGAAGUGGUUCGACACCCAAGAUUCCCUAUUCGAUACCACAUGGUCCGAGGCGCAUGAGAAUCAGAUCCUAACUGCUUGUGGCGACGGAAGCGUAAAGCUAUUUGACAUAUCGCUUGACCGGUUCCCCAUACAAUCGUGGCAGGAGCACGGGCGGGAGGUUUUCGCCGUGCAUUGGAACUUGGUCACCAAGGAAACGUUUCUCUCGAGCUCGUGGGAUGGAACCAUCCGGAUAUGGAAUCCGAACAUGCCAGCGAGCAUUCUGACAUUGCCGACGCACUCAUGUACAUAUAGCGCACAGUUCUCGCCUCAUUCGCCAAGUAUAUUGUCCGGCGUCAGCGCCGACAGCCACCUUCGAAUAUUCGAUCUUCGAACGCCGGCCUCGGCAGCAAAUCACCUUAUCCAAUCGAUACCGAUACACACUCCUCCAAAAGCACGGCCCGGAAUGGCCCCUGCCAUGGCCAUUCCGCCAUCCGAGUGUCUAACGCACGACUGGAACAAAUACAGGGACACAGUUAUAGCGACCGCAGGGGUUGACAGAAUGAUACGGACAUUCGACAUGCGUAUGCCUGGCCAGGGUCCUCUUGCAGUGCUUCCGGGACACGACUACGCCAUCAGACGCAUCGCGUGGAGUCCCCAUCUGUCCGACGUUUUGCUUAGCGCCAGCUAUGAUAUGACUUGCAGGGUGUGGACGGACGGCACUGCGCUCGGUGCCAAGGCGGAGUUGGGCAAUCCCAUGGCGUUCGGAGGUGGUCGAGAGAUUGGACGGAUGGGGCGACAUACUGAGUUCGCGACUGGCGUUGAUUGGUGCCUCUUCGGUGCCGAGGGCUGGUGCGCAAGCUGUGGGUGGGAUGAAAGAGUGCUCAUCUGGGACGUGAGAGCGGUUAUGGGAUCAUGAAAAUUUAAAACACAUAAUCGACAAAAAAUAGACGGUGGGAUCGCGAGGUACAUUUCCAUGCGUGACCUGCGUCGCCCCGGAAAAAAGCACUUGAAUGCUCGAAAUAGUAAUUAAAGGGACAGGCUGAGCACUGGUGGGGAUCACAGGCACUCUGCUGACCAUAUUUCAGCGUAAGCUGGAAUCUAAAUGCAGGCCACAUUGGCUCUAGGCGACAUGUCGACCUACGUGAUAUCUUCUCAGGCUCAGGAGCUGGGAUGGCUCACUGUUCGAUAGGAAGGCUCUCCAUCUUGCUCUUUGAUAAGGUAGACAAGAGCUACGUCUAAAAUGUGCAGCCAGGCGCGGUACGACGGAGAAUAAUUCCCGCCCAACCAUGCCGAAACCUUUGAUGGCAAAAGGCCCGGCUUUUUGGUGUCCUUCGACUCGAUUCGGGACGUAUGUAAUAUCAAGUCUUUAAUUCGACGACAAACCGGGGCUCUUCAAAUGCUUGCAAUCGGCUUCUACUGGAGCGUGUGAUUCCUGAUUGAAAUAUGUUGUCUACGUCUAGGCUAGCGUGCUAGGAACUUUUGUACUGAGC